Emericellopsis cladophorae is the source of this 2358-nucleotide messenger RNA. RefSeq names its product Pentatricopeptide repeat-containing protein-like protein. NCBI's taxonomy places the organism in Eukaryota, Fungi, Ascomycota, Sordariomycetes, Hypocreales, Bionectriaceae. The transcript has a single exon. Gene Ontology annotation, molecular function: protein binding. The coding region runs from base 1 to 2358 and encodes 785 amino acids. The record is from RefSeq and is a predicted model, not a curated record.
AUGCAGGUCCAGAAGAGACGAUCUGCCUUCCCGAAGAAGGCUACACCUCUCGACCCAGAACCACCGCAACCUCAGGAGCCAGAGCUCAAGCUUCCUGCUCUCGACGAUACAGUCCCAGCUGCAGAGGAGUACUCUGUCGAGUUCUAUGAGCAGGAUGGCAACCGAAGAACAAAAUUAAAAGGCGACGAGACAUUCGCGCAAAGCUUGAGUGGUGAGGAUGCUACACCCAUGAAGCAUGCCAUGUACGACAUUCGACGAUCGCUCGGCACGGACAGAGAGAGGGCUGCCUUGGACCAGGUCAUGUCCCAACUUGGUACGACGUGGGAGAACUUGCGAACCUCUGAAGAUGUGAAGAAGGCGGAGGAGGCUCUCGACAGAUACGGCGAUCGACUUGACAAGCAGAUUGAAGAGGUUCUGGGCCACAUGGACGAAGAGUUUCAGGAGGCCGUCACUGGUCAUCUCAGCAUGCUGGUCCCCAGCUUGAGAGGCCGGGUUCCGACAAAACCACGCACACCUAUACCGGAAGUUCCAGAGACGUCCUAUACAAUGAACCAGCGGAAAAAGGUCUCUAGGCUGAACGCCACUAUGCGCCGUAUUGCCAAGGAGCUCAACUUCUCCAACGCAAAAGUCGAUGCGAAGCAGGUAUCGGCCGUCUUCAGAGCGUACCACGCUGCACGCAAGUCCCUGGAGCAGAGCUGGGACAGCGUGCCCUUACCCGUCUGGGACUUCUUGUGGAAGGUCUUCUCCGCCGACGAAAAGGAGAACCCCAGCCGGCUGAGUCAUGUCGCACUGUUGGCCAGGGACAUGGGCGAAGCCAAAGUGGCGCUCAGCCCUUCGCAACAGCUACUAACGAUCGAAGCCGUAUUUGUGGAUGGCUGGAAUGCAAAGGCUUUGGAAAACUGGAAGCGCUGCAUACCGUCCUUGGGAGGUGCCUCUUCAGAGUCGUUCCAGCAGUUCUGGGAGCUGGGUGUCCGCAUGUACUGCCGUUCAGGGGAUAUGGAUGAAGCCCAGCGUGCCUUGAGCAAGCUCCUCGACAGGGACUCUGACCCGCGCAUCCUGAUGCCGAUCAUCCGUGCUCGCUCCGAGCGAGCUGCGCCUGGGGAUUUUGAAGCUGCGUGGAUAGCGUACCGACAGAUGAGAGAGCUACUGGGUCAGAACAUGAAACUCAGCGACUACGACGACAUCAUCUCCUGCUUUCUGACGACCAACCAGACCGAGAACGCUCUAUACGCCUUUGUCGACAUGAUGAGUGACGGCCAGAUUGACCUGAAGAAGCAAAAGUACAUGCCUUCCGUCGUCGCGAACAAGUUCUUCGUCGGCAAGUGGCUUAAGCGUCUGAUUGGGGCGGGCGAUCUCGAUGGAGCGCACAGCGUCGUCAACUAUAUGCUUGACAGAGGUGUUCAAGCUGCACCGGUGCAGCUCAACGGGCUGAUCGGCGCGUGGCAGAGAUCCGGCGGCGCCGAGAACACGGAGAAGGCGGACAAGAUGGCCUGGUCCAUGAUCCAAGCGCGCAUUGACUUUGUGAGAGCCAGAAAGGACGGCACUUUCAGCUUCCGGCCCACCAAGGGCCCGGCUUCGAUGCCAUCGGCGACCCUCGAAACCUUUUCGGUGCUUGCCGAGAAUUACCGCAUCCGCGGUCUUCACGCAGGGAUGGAGAAACUCUGGGACGCUUUCCAGGAUGCGGAAAUCAGCCCCGAUGCUUUCAUGAUGAAUCAAUUGCUCGAGUCCUGCAUCAGGGCUGGUCAAGUGGAGGAAGCUCAGGGGCUGUACCAGGCUCUAGUUCUGGAGCGUGGCCUACAACCUGACCCUUACACUUUCAGUGCCCUUUGGAAAACUCUAGACAUUAACCAAACAAUUCCGAACCAUGAGGAGGUCAACGUGGAAGGUAUCCGCGCCGCGCGCGAUCUCUUUGCUGAGAUGGCGCGAUGGCUGCCCGUGUUCCCGCCUGAAGGCAUGGAUGGCCAGCUGGCUCGCAAAAUCCUCCACACCUUCCGCCGCCUCAAAGACAACACUGGCUUCCUAGUGGCCCUGACAUCGAUGCGAAAGCUGUUCAACUUCCUGCCGCCCGAGACACUCACACUAGAGCUCCUCAUGGGUACAAUGCGUCUCAUCUGGGAUUCCCCCUUGCAGAAGAGGAAGAUUAUGGCUGCCAAACGCGACAUGGACCGUGAGCUCACGGAAUGGGCCGGCGGUGACGAGACGAAGCUCGCUGGCGAGGGGAGAGGCAUGGCCUUGUAUGAGUAUGUGCACAGAAAGCAUUGGCCCAAGGAAGGAUCGCAGGAAGAGAUGGGCAAGGCUUUCGUGGAAGCCGCCAGAGAAAUGGGCGUGUACGAUGGGCUCAUGUCUACUCGGGACUAG